Messenger RNA from Tachyglossus aculeatus (Australian echidna), 5434 nucleotides. RefSeq names its product NRDE-2, necessary for RNA interference, domain containing (gene NRDE2). Gene Ontology annotation, molecular function: protein binding. NCBI's taxonomy places the organism in Eukaryota, Metazoa, Chordata, Mammalia, Monotremata, Tachyglossidae. Gene Ontology annotation, biological process: negative regulation of RNA catabolic process; regulatory ncRNA-mediated post-transcriptional gene silencing. Gene Ontology annotation, cellular component: catalytic step 2 spliceosome. Bases 9 to 3512 code for a protein of 1167 amino acids. The record is from RefSeq and is a predicted model, not a curated record. The transcript is spliced from 14 exons.
CCGGCCCCAUGGCUCUAUUCCCGGCCUUCGCGGCCGCCGGCGAAGCCGCCGAAACCUCCGCCGGCGGCGCCUCACGGCGAGAAUUAGACUGGUUGAGCAAUCCAAGCUUCUGUCCUGAAGUUGCACCACUCCUGCACCAACAUGCUGAAGAGACUGCAGUUCUUCUUCCUAAGGGAUCACCACCCAUAAGGCAUCCUUUGACAUCAGAGUUACCAGAAGACAGUGAUGCUAACAAAGAGCUCAGACACAUCAGUAAGAAACAGAAGAAAGAGAAAAAGAAAAGGAAAAAGCAUCGGCACCACAAGAAAACCAGGAAAAAUCAUGAGCAAUCGAGUAGCAGCGAGUUUGAUGCAGACUCUGACUUUGAAAAGUACAAAGCUACAAGAAGCAUCAGGGAUAGUCAAAAGAAAUUGGAGGAACCAAAUCAGGAAAGUGAAGCUGCAGGUGUUGUUGGAAGUCACCUUGUUUGGCUUGAAGAUGUUCAGGCUCUGACUGCAGAAACCUUCAGAAUAGAUAAGAAGCCUGAUCCUGCAAACUGGGAGUACAAGUCUCUCUAUCGAGGGGACAUAGCAAGGUUCAAGAGGAAAGGAAACUCCUGCCUUGGCAUCAAUCCUAAGAAGCAAUGCAUAUCUUGGGAGGGUGCUACUACCAAAAAGAAACAAUCACACAAACAAGUUGACCGUUAUUUCACAAAGAGUAGUGUGCGGUUAUUAAGCACUGAUGGAGUUGCUCUUUGCAGCAAAAACAAAACUCUUCCACCUGACCCAGGCUCAUUCAUUGCAGUAAAAGAAACGGAAGAGGUGCCUUCACCUGCCACAACAUGUGUGAAUCCUCUUGGAAUUUAUGAUAAAUCAACUACAUUAUGGUUGCAGGGGCGGGGUCCCCAAGAGAAUGAAGCACAGGAGCCAGUCCCACAAAAGGAUGAUGCAAACUCACAUCUAGGAGCAAAAGUGGAAGAAUUUAACAGGAAGGUCCGAGAGAACCCCAUGGAUAUUACAUUAUGGAUGGAAUUUGUUUCUUUUCAGGAUGAGUUGAUGAAAGGAACCAGCCUGUAUACCACUGGUGAGGGCAAGCAGACCAGCAGGAAAAAUUCACUCAAGUUCAUCCUUGAAAAGAAAUUGGCCAUUUUAGAGCAUGCCAUUGAAAGCAACCCGACUAAUAUAGAUUUGAAACUUGCUAAGCUUAAACUCUGCACAGAACUAUGGGAACCAUCUACUCUGAUCAAAGAAUGGCAGAAACUGAUUUUUUUACAUCCCAAUAAUGUAGCCCUAUGGCAGAAGUACCUCCUAUUCUGCCAAAGCCAAUUCAGCACCUUUUCAGUAUCUAAGAUUCACAGUCUCUAUGGGAAAUGUUUGAGCACUUUAGCAGCAGUUCAAGAUGGUAGCAUUGUAUCUCAUCCUGCACUGCCUGGCACCGAAGAAGCUAUGUUUGCACUCUUCGUUCAACAGUGUCAUUUUCUUAGACAGACUGGCUACUCGGAGAAAGCAGUUUCUUUGUUUCAAGCAAUGAUUGACUUUACUUUCUUCAAACCUGACAGUAUGAAAGAUUUGUCCACAAGAAGACAGGUGGAAUUCUUUGAACCUUUUUGGGACAGUGGAGAGCCUCGGGUAGGAGAAAAAGGAGCAAGAGGCUGGAGAGCGUGGAUGCAUCAGCAAGAGAGGGGAGGCUGGAUCGAGGUCAAGCCUGAUGAGGAUGAAGAUGAUGAUCCAGAAGAAGAUGAUGAAGAAAUAAAGGAUAAAACUCUACCCAAGUGGCAGAUCUGGUUAAAUGUUGAACGUUCUCGUGAACUAAGACACUGGCUACCCUGGCGCCCAGACAAAACCAAAAAGCAGACUGAUGAGGACUGCGAAGACCCAGAGAGGCAGGUAUUAUUUGAUGAUCUUGAGGAGUCUUUGAUCCAACUCUCUAGCCCGGAGCUCAAAUUUCAGCUGAUUAUUUCAUUUCUGCAAUUCUUGGGAGUCCCUUCCAAAUAUGAGCUCUCUACUUCGUGCCUCUAUCUUGCAAUGGAUGAAAGCAGCGUCUUUGAAAAUGGACUUUCCGAUGACAAGCCGCUGACUUCCCUUGACCUACUGUUUUCUGGAGUUAGUUGCAUAGGCCACAUGGACGUGAUGAACAGAAGGCAACAACUCAUGGGCCAUUGUAGAGAAGGAGAGGAGUUCAUUCAGAAUGUCUUCUGUGUAAUAUUGCCUCUGUUCUCAGGAACUGAAAGAUCUCAUCUCUGCUUCUCUUGGUUACAGUAUGAAAUAUCUAAGGUCACAUGGAAUCUCCAAAUUAAAAACAAGAAAAAACUGAAGUUCCAAGGAAAAAAAUGCAAAAAGCUAGCCAAGAAUCUUCUUAAGGAACCUGAGAACAGAAACAACCUCUCCCUCUGGAAACAGUUUGCCCAUCUAGAAUGGUUACUUGGGAACACAGAAGAUGCUAGAAAAGUUUUUGAUACAGCAAUCAGCAUGAUAGGAACAGAAAAAUUAAAAAAUUCAAGUCUUUGUGACCUGAGCCUGCUUUAUGCCCAACUCGAAGCGGAGCUGUUGGAGAAUCUAGACGGAACUGUCACUUCCCGUGCAGUUCACAUCCUAACACACUUGACUGAAAACGGACCAUUUAGGCCUUAUUCUGGACAGGUGCUAGCAGUGAACAUCUUGAAAGCCCGCAAGGCCUACGAACAUGCCCUUCAUAGCUGUUGGAGCACAAAUUUGGUUUCUGACUCUUCACCUAAUUGUCCGAGUCUUCUGGUUAGUUUGGUUGGCUGUUUUGCAGUUUUCCAAUAUUUGACAGUAGGGAUUGAUGCUGCUGUGGUGAUAUACAAACAGACUUCCGAAAAACUGAAAGAACUGGUUUCAGAGAAAUUCCCAAGCCCAGGAGAAGGCCUAGGAGUCACUGGCCUCACCCGUGUUCUUGAAACUGUCACACUUAUGCAUACAAACCUACUCAGGUAUCACAUGAAAGUUAGUAUUUACCCCCUGAAUCCUUUGCGAGAGGCACUCACGGAGGCUAUAAAGCUGUAUCCAGGCAACCAUGCUCUUUGGAGGUCAUAUAUACAUAUCCAAAACAAGUCUCAUAGUGCUAGCAAGACAAGAAGAUUUUUUGAUGAUAUCAACAGGUCUACUAAAUCUCUGGAGCCAAUGUUGUUUGCAAUCCAAGCUGAGAAAAUGAGAAAGAAGUUGGUGGAAACUGUUCAAAGGGUAGAUUCUGGAGAAAUACAUUCAACCAUUCCUGAAACUGGACUAACAAAUCGAAUCAAAGUCUUAUUUGAAAAUGCAACUCAGGAAGAGAGUGGCACACACUGCCCAUUGUUAUGGAGGAUGUACGUGCACUUUUUGGUAUCUUUAGGAGAUAAAAAAGGCACAGGCAUAUUCUACAAGUCACUGCAGAGCUGUCCUUGGGCAAAGGUGCUGUACCUGGACGCGGUGGAGUAUUUUCCUGAUCAGCUCCAAGUGAUACUUGAUCUAAUGACAGAGAAGGAGUUAAGAGUAAGACUACCACUAGAAGAGUUGGAACUGCUGCUAGAAGAUUAAAAAGAAUGUUACCAAUUUCAUGUUUCCAAGGUGAAGACAUCACUAUCUCACAAUCCAGUGGACUGCAUGGUACUGUUUGAGAGACUCUUGUUAGCCUGGAAAAAUUUGUUGUUUUAAUAUAGCACAAGACAGAGAGCAGGAUUUUGCCCAUUUUAGCCAACUGGUAAAAAGAACAACAAAAAAAAAUUGAAGUUCACAUAAAGAUCAUUAUGCUUUAAAACCAUUUGUUUAUGUACAGGGAGCCUAUGCUGAAAUGCUUACUGAUGGUUGAAACCAUUUGUGGUUGGAUUGUGCUUUUGUUAGGUUCCAUUCUAAUAACUUCUGUUUAGUACGGUUCAGGCUCAGCCGCAGAGCAGUGGACCCUAUUUCAUUCAUUCGAUCGUAUUUGAGUGCCUACUUUGUGCAGAGCACUGUACUAAGCGCUUGGGAAGUACAAAUUGGCAACAUACAGAGGUGGUCCCUACCCAAUAUCAAGCCAAAGGUGCUUGUGUCUUGCAGUCUGCACUAGAUUAGGAAUUAGUUGAAAUUAUAGGAAAUGAGCCAGUUGUUCCCCCUGAAGGAGUCUCUUAAUAGGUCAGAGAGCACUUCACCUCAGGGGAAGCGGAAAACCAUUAUCCUUAAUGACAUUUAUUGAGUGCUUACUGUGUGCAAAGCACUGUACUAAGCGCUUGGGAAAGUACCACACAACAGAGUUGGUAGACACCCUCCCUGCCCUCAACGGGCUUACUCAGUGAAAGCUGUUUGCCCAGGGGCCUGAAUGGGUUUCUGGAAAGGUCAAGAAUGCCAACUCCCCUUAGUCCUGCAAAAUCUCUCAGCCAAGAAGAUGCCCCAUUUAGGGAAUGCUGACUUAUGUAUGUCCUGUGAAUGAAGGCAUUUAGAAUUUUUAGAGUUACUUCCUAUAGCACUCAAUAACUUAGGCAGCAUUAUUUUAUUUCUAUCUAAAAGGCUGUGAAAAACUGUAAAUAUUGCAAUGUAAAAGUUUAGAGACUUAAUAUUUUUUACACUUUUUAAAAUUAAAGUACUUCCAUGCAGUAAUUUGAAAACAUGUAUAGUUUAGUACUAGUUACUCUGUGGCAUCUUAUAUAGUCCACCACCUGCUUGCCUCUUUUUUUACAAUCUUUAUUGGGUAAAAACAAAACAACUAGUAAUGCUGUUCUUUACCCUGGGAGUUUGCAUUUAUGAAAUCUUUCAUUUAAUUAUUGUUUAUAACUUACAAGAAAUGUAUUUGUGGCCAGAGGAGAUUAGGCUUUUGUUGAUUUAAGUCCAGUAGCGCCAACCUAAAAUGACAGACAUCCCACCCCUUUGGGGCUCAUGGCUAGGGUCUGGCACCAUGUUCUAUAGAGACCACAAAAAGCUGAAAACCCAAACAUUUCUAAUUCUAGCUCUCUGAGGGCCUAAGAAAAAAUACGUAACCUCACAGGCCUGAGGGUUGUCUAUGUCGGGGAGUCAUAAUCGGUAAUGUUGCCUCAGUGCUGGAUGAGGAAGCUGCUAGGGAGCAAAGGAGACCACUGAACUUCUCACCAAAAUUGGCUAUUGGCUGUCAGUAAUGUCAGGCAACUGUACUAAGUGCUUGGGUGGAUACAAGCAUACUGUUAAUUGACUGUUUAAUGACAAAUCUAGGUCACCUUAGACUUAAAGAUUAUACUGAUGGUGACAUUAGGCCAAAACCAAAGCACUAACCAUCACUUCCGCAUCUUGUAUGUGAAAGUCAGCCUCUUACUGCCUAGUACAUUUUUUUUUUUUACUUCCAGUGCCUCCUGCUAGGGACUUCUCAUCACUCCAGUCCUAAGGCACUCACCUCAUUGCUGAAGCCACACAACUGGCAACGGAUCACCUGUGCUGGCCUGGUUUCAUUGUAUCUUGAAAAGCUUCUCUUCUGUUACCCUAAUUUCACCUCACCAAAGAGAGGCUGGUUAGGCAUC